This is a messenger RNA of Dipodomys ordii (Ord's kangaroo rat), 2283 nucleotides long. It is a transcript of the gene Mnmip1, whose product is annotated as SH3 domain containing 21. The record is from RefSeq and is a predicted model, not a curated record. NCBI's taxonomy places the organism in Eukaryota, Metazoa, Chordata, Mammalia, Rodentia, Heteromyidae. The coding region runs from base 48 to 1604 and encodes 518 amino acids. Gene Ontology annotation, molecular function: protein binding. The transcript has 13 exons.
CAGAGCAGAAGGACGAGCUAAAGCUGCAAGCUGGGGAGACUGUGGAAAUGAUAAAGGAGAUUGAGGACGGCUGGUGGCUGGGGAAGAAGAACGGGCAGCUGGGAGCCUUUCCAUCCAACUUUGUGGAGUUGCUGGACAGUGGGCCCCCAAGCCUUGGUAACCUAGAUAUGCCUUCAAUCAGUCCUGAUCCCCAGCGACAUUCCAAGCUGAGCAGCCUGACCUAUGACAGCCCUCCAGAUUACCUGCAGACAGCCUUCUGCCCUGAGACCUGCAGGGUCCUGUUUGACUAUGAGCCAGAGGCCCCAGACGAGUUGGCACUGCGGAGAGGAGACUUGGUGAAAGUUCUAAGGAAGACCACAGAGGACAAGGGCUGGUGGGAAGGAGAGUGUCAAGGCAGAAGAGGAGUUUUUCCAGACAACUUUGUGCUGCCACCACCCCCAAUCAAGAGGCUGGUGCCACGGAAAGGGCUACCUCGGGAAUCAGCUCUCGUUAAGGAACCCAAAAAAAUGACGCCCAGACCAUCCCUCUCUACUACCAAGAAGCUGACAGCAACUACUUCUUUACCCAGCAAAGCAAAGAUGCCUUGGAUACCCAAUGGGGAUGGGCAGAAGCGCUCCUCCAGAGACUCUGGUGCCAAUGGCAACUUCCUCAGUGGAGGUCCAGGGCAACCUGGCAAGAAGCGAUCCAGAACCCCGGCUCCUGGGCAGCACCCUACAUCCAGUCAGGAGGAAGAGCAGAGAAGGCUGGCAAAGAGCUCUUCCAGGAACAAAACCCCCACGGGUGAUAAGAUCACCACCGCAGAGAAGACCCCACCUCUCCAUGAGGUCUCCAGCCUAAAGAAGACGACCCGGUCUCUGCACAGGGCCUCCAGUGUGCAGAUAGUCUCUUCUAUGGAUAAGACCCCUGCUUUAGAAACCCCAUCUAAGGAUGAAGCCCUUGACCCAAAGGUCCCUUGGGAGGACAAAGCCCUCACCCCAGAAAAGCCGUUGACUCCUGAGCAGGUGCUUUCUGAAGACAUCGCCCCCAGAGACACCCAGAUACAUCACUUCUCCCCGGAGGAAAGCCCGCAGAGGGCAACGUCUGGAGAGCCCCCCCGGAACCAUCCCGGCAUCGAGGGCUGCCUCUGUAGGAGGAAACAGGGGGACAGCUCCCCACUCCAGUCUAAGCUUGAGCCUUCCCAGGGAGAGGCCACAACUUUCCUCCAUGCCAACGAUGACACUACUCCGAAAUUGGAGGCGUCCCCCAAAGAACCUCUAAGAGAGGUGACCCCUGAGGAGCAGAUGCCUCCGAAAGAGAGAUCUUCCACUCCCCAGACACCACAGACUACGAAGCAGACUCAAGAUGCCCAAGAGACUCCCGCCCUUCAUUCCCGGGGCAAGAAUGACCAGACGGAUGGAGUGGCACUGAAGGAGGAAGUGGAGUCCCUCAGGAGCGCGUUCGAGCUGCUGCAGCAGCAGCUGGAGAAGCAAAUGACUGACGUCUGGGAGGAGCUGAACCGCGAGAGGGAGAAGCGCCUUUGGCUGGAGGCUCAGAUGCUGCGGAAGUCAGAGAAGUCUCCACCACCGAGUUUCAAGCACGCGCAGACGCAGACGCAGACGCCGUGAGGGCGGGCGCGGAGGAGCCUCCGUCGGGCUCUGGCAUCCCAGUCCGUGCGCACAGCUUUGGGAAAUGCAAGGAAGUAAACUGGCCUGCCUGCCGCCUGCCUGCCGCUCGGAGCUGGCCGGGGGGGGGGGGGUCGGGCUGUGCGGGACGGGGCGGGGCCGCCCCAGCCCGGCCCCUGGAAUUCCUGGAGGUCUCUGGCGGGCACAUCUGGCCCACAUGUGGCUCCCAUUACGGUUCCCAAAGCCUGCGCGGCUAUUUUUAUCCACCGGAUGGAGGGGGGCGGGGCAGAGGGUGUCUCCUUCAAGACGCCAGCCCUGCGCUGGACCUCGGCGGUGGCGGGCUGGGGAGAGCCACAGCCGGCCGAUUCCGGAAUCCAGCUGUGCAGCCGGAGCUGGGCUGGGAGCCCGACCCCUCCCAGGCGGCCACACCCGCUUGCUGCCCAGAGGAACUCCGGUCCACUCGAUCACCUCGGCCCAGAUAGGAGCUCCACCUGUAGCCUAGCUCAGGCACGCGUGGUUACACUGGGGCUGCCACCCUUAGCGUCACGGCCAGGCUCCGCGGGCCUGCUGCGUGUGACUGCAAUUAUGCCCGAGUCUAGGGCACAGUGCGGCCACGGGGACGUGUGCCCAAGCGUUUGCUGUAGGAAUGCAUGUGAGCGAGGGCCUGCUGUUGUCCUGGGUG